GUCUUCUCGUCUUGUCACUCGUCGCCGCCACACAUGCCCAAACCCUCGCCGCGUUCCUCCCUUUCCCAGGCCUCCCUCGAUGUGUGCUUAUAGCGGGUUUGGAGCCGAAUAAAGUGCUCAAGUACCAUCCUCUGGGUGACAUUGGAGCAACGGGCACUCUCCGCAUCUCCGUCUUUCAGAUGCAAGGGAAGAUUAACCUCAAGUUCAGGGUCGACGGCACCCGUCUAUCCGGCCCGCUUCCCCCACACAACAUCACCGUCUUCGACUCGCGCUCGGGCGGCGCAAUGGGUCUCCCGAUCUUCGGGCUCAACGGCAAGUGGACCUCCACCCCCACGGCUUCGCAAGUCUCGCUGCGCACGUGGAUCAUGGACGCGGGGAAUAAGUUCCCGCCGGGGUCGACUCUUUCGUAUUACGAUAUGGUGAAGCAGGUCGAUUUGAGCCCGCGGAGCUUCUUCGGGUCGGUUACGACCGAAAGGUACAAGUGGGGUGCGCUGCGGGGGACGUUCCAACGUGGCGCUGUGAACAUGAUGGUGCCAGUACCCAUGUGCUAA
Molecule: messenger RNA, 551 nt
Organism: Closterium sp. Naga37s-1
Lineage: Eukaryota; Viridiplantae; Streptophyta; Zygnematophyceae; Desmidiales; Closteriaceae
Source: the annotation of a GenBank genome assembly